Messenger RNA from Formica exsecta, 1611 nucleotides. RefSeq names its product 28S ribosomal protein S29, mitochondrial-like. The transcript has 6 exons. Gene Ontology annotation, molecular function: structural constituent of ribosome. Bases 389 to 1549 code for a protein of 386 amino acids. The record is from RefSeq and is a predicted model, not a curated record. Lineage: Eukaryota; Metazoa; Arthropoda; Insecta; Hymenoptera; Formicidae. Gene Ontology annotation, biological process: apoptotic process. Gene Ontology annotation, cellular component: mitochondrial small ribosomal subunit; mitochondrial ribosome.
GAGAAUCCAAAUCAAUCCAGACUGAUGAAUGAGACUGUGCAUCUGCUAUCCGCGUCCGCGUAUUUUCCGCCCGAUCCGCCGAUGAUAAAAUCGGUCAUGUGACAAGUGACAAGAAGUGGGGGUCCCUGACAUCCACAUGCUACAUUUAGCAAAGCUUAUAGCUUAUACCUGUUCAUAUUCUGAAAAUGAAACGAUCCGCAAUCCUACUAAUACUAAAUAUUAAUUAUGUGCAAGUGUUGAAACCAUCAAAAGUAUAAGUUUUAUCGUAUUGAUAUAGUGAGAGAAAACACACAUCGAUUUCGAUCUUAUAACCUUAACUACUUAACCUAAGGAAUUGCGGAAAAGAAUCCGAGGGCAAGCAGCGCAUUCUAAACGAAAUAACAACACGAUGUCUUUGCGUUUAUAUUCAUUCGUGAGAAGAAUACAGAAAACUCAUGGCAGAAAAUUUAGCACAGCUGUGGAAGUAAAAGAUGAGCAUACAAGUCAAGUAUGCUCAUUUCGCACAGCUGAAAACAAUCCAGUUAAUCAUAAUGCAGACCACCUCGCCAGAUUAUAUACAGUACCGAUAGAUAUUCAACAGCAAAUCUUUGAGUAUGGCGGCAUACCUAAAAUAUUUAUGAAACAAGUCACCACAUUUCAAGAAUGCUCGAUAAUGGUCAGGCAACCUGCGAUUGAGAUUAUAUCUUACCUCAAUCAGACUGACUAUACAAGGCCUGUUAAUAAAUAUGUGUUAUAUGGAAAGAUUGGAGUAGGAAAAAGUAUUACAUUAAGUCAUAUAUUGCACUAUGCCUUUAUGCAGAGAUAUGUGCUUGUUCAUAUAUAUUGGGCUGCACAUUGGUUUAAGGAUACAAAGGAAGUCGCGACGUCAGUGCUGUCCCCAGGCUGCAUGGAUCUACCGAUUGAUGCUGGAUUGUGGUUGAAACAUUUCAAAUCUCAAAAUUCAAAACUGCUUUCGCAAUUGGAUCUGAAAACGUCGAAAGAUUAUGUGUGGAACCAACGCGAAACGACUUUGCAAGGUACACCUAUCUUGGAACUCGUAGAGUUUGGCUUGAAUCGCAUCAAGUACGCUUGUGGCGUAGUAGACGCGCUUAUAAGAGAAUUGAAACUCGCUAGUACAGCCGGAAAGUGUAAGACAAUAGUCAUGAUAGAUGGAUUCAAUGCGUUUACAUCGAGUCAUACGCGUAUCCGCGAUGAUAAUAAAGCGAUGGUUCUGCCUAAGCAAGUAUCAUUGGCGAUACCGUUUUUUGAUAUCACGAAAAGUGAUUGGUGUAAUGGUGCAGUCGUAAUAACAGUAGACCAAACGGCAAAUAAGGAUAGACGAGAAUCCUACUUUCCUAGAUAUCUGCUUGGCAAAGAAGGCUUCGAGCACUUGGAUCCUUUUGUACCCGUUUUAGUUGAUGAUUACAACAUCGCAGAAUUCGAUAGCAUGAUAGAGUAUUAUAAGGAUCGCAAAUGGAUCAGGAACAUAACAGCUAGUAGUCAGAGAGAAUUAGAACUAAUCACUAAUAGAAAUCCGUUCGUUUUAAUGGAUCAAUGUAAAUUUUUAUAAAGGUAAUUGUUUGAACAUGGAUAUAAUUAUAAUAAAGCUUUUAGCACUUUUUUUGAUUUUUA